Toxotes jaculatrix (banded archerfish) is the source of this 3123-nucleotide messenger RNA. RefSeq names its product vasoactive intestinal peptide receptor 2 (gene vipr2). Gene Ontology annotation, biological process: cell surface receptor signaling pathway; adenylate cyclase-modulating G protein-coupled receptor signaling pathway. NCBI's taxonomy places the organism in Eukaryota, Metazoa, Chordata, Actinopteri, Toxotidae. Gene Ontology annotation, cellular component: plasma membrane. The record is from RefSeq and is a predicted model, not a curated record. Gene Ontology annotation, molecular function: vasoactive intestinal polypeptide receptor activity; peptide hormone binding; G protein-coupled peptide receptor activity. The coding region runs from base 180 to 1493 and encodes 437 amino acids. The transcript is spliced from 13 exons.
GGCUGCCGAGUUUCCUCUUCGUCUUUUAUAUGUGUUGUUUUUUUUUUUGUUUUUUUUUUCUUCGUCAUGGGAUUAAAAGAAGCUCGUAUCCUGUUCAGGGAAUGAAAGACUGAAGUGGAGUUUAAAUGAGUUUCUCCUGUUAGGACAGCUGACCGACUUCUAUACCUGAGGAGGGAAAGAUGAGAAGUUCGCUCCUGGUCACCUUGUGUUUCUCGGCGUGUUUGCUCUCGGUUGACGGCCGGCAUCCGACCUGUAACUUUAUGUUGGAGGUGGAGAGAGACCGGGCGGAGUGUCUGAAGCAGCUGAGGGAGGAGGAGACUGAAGGCAGCCAUAAAGAGCCGGGUUGCAGGGGAACAUGGGACGACAUAGCGUGUUGGGAGCGAGCUGAGAUCGGAGAGACCGUCACCAUCCCCUGUCCUCGAGUCCUCAAGACUUUAUUCGGCAGAAAUGGUAACAUUAGCAGGAAGUGCACGUCAGCUGGAUGGUCGGAGGUUUUCCCGAACAUCAGCAGUGUGUGUGAGUCGGACACGAGCCAGGACAAGCUGGUCUUCUACAUGGUCGUGCAGACGUUGUACACUCUGGGCCACAGUCUGUCUCUGAUCGCCCUCACCACAGGGAGCGCCAUCCUCUGUAUGUUCCGGAAGCUCCACUGCACCAGGAACUACAUCCACCUCAACCUCUUCUUCUCCUUCAUCCUGAGAGCUGUGGCCGUGCUGGUGAAAGACGACAUCCUCUUCAACCGAACCUCUCAGUGCUCCAACCAGCCGUCUCUGGUGGGAUGUAAAGCCAGCUUGGUGUUUUUCCAGUACUUCAUCAUGGCCAACUUCUUCUGGCUGCUGGUGGAGGGUCUGUACCUCCACACUCUGCUCGUCGUCAUCUUCUCUGAGAACAGACAUUUCAUCGUCUACAUGUUCAUCGGCUGGGGAAUCCCCACUGUGUUCGUGUUUGCGUGGGUGAUGACGAGGAUUUAUCUGGAGGACACGGGAUGCUGGGAGAGAAAUGACAACCCCAUACCCAACUGGGUGAUCAACGGACCAAUCGGAUUUUCCAUUAUGGUGAACUUCAUCUUUUUCAUCAGCAUCAUUCGGAUCUUGGUUCAGAAGCUGAGGUGUCCCGAUGUGGGCGGCAACGACCAAUCACAAUACAGGAGGUUGGCCAAAUCCACUCUCCUGCUGAUCCCUCUGUUUGGGAUCCACUACGUGGUCUUCGUUUCUCUCAGUGAGUCCAUCGCAGAAGAUUAUAAAAUAUUUUUUGACCUGGCCCUCGGAUCCUUUCAGGGUCUGGUGGUGGCCAUUCUGUACUGUUUCCUAAACAGUGAGGUUCAAGGCGAGCUGAAGAGAAAGUGGCGGAGCAUGUGUCUGAACUGCCGUCUGAGCAGAGAUCACCACUUCAACAGCACCUUCGCGUCCAGGAACGGUUCAGAGCACACGGUGCAGUUUCACCGCAACUCCCGAACCCAGUCCAUCCUGCAGUCAGAGACCACAGUGCUGUGAGGACCAGGGGGGUUCUAACACGUACAGUCUCCAUGUUGGCCGGGGGUUAAAUAGUUUUACAAAAUGAUUUUAACACUGUAACCUGAGGUGAAAUACCACACGAGUGGAAACGUUUCAGAGCAGAUUUUGGUUUUAGCUUUACAAAUCUCAAAAUGUCCCCUUGAUUGGACCUAAAGUGGAUCUGAUCCAUCCCAUAAGGGUGUGCUAGUGUUUGCUGCCAACAAAGAGCCAUUUGUACGCAUGGUUUUAGUGUCAUGUCAUCUGAGUGAGCCAAGAAAGACCAGGGCGUGUAGGCAGUCGUCGCAGCAUCCACAGCUUCACGUUUAAUCUGCUUCUCCUGGUGCACAUGACGGAGGUAUGAAAUGUGCAUACUUGGGCUUGUAUGUGUUAUACGUAUAAAUUCAGUAUUUAUUGAAAAAAAAAUUAAAAAUGUGUAAGAGAAACGGUGCCAUUCUUCUCUUCAGGGUCGGCAGAGCUGUCUGCUUUAGAUUGGACUCAAACUGCAAAAAACAGGACGCUUUGUCCUUACUGUCCUUACUGUCCUUACUGUCCUUACUCUUCCUCUUACACCAUUACUGUGUCUAGUAUACAAAUGUAUGUAUGUUUUGUGAAAAGGGUGUUUAAAAUCAACAGUAUUUCUUGCAAGUGGCCUGGAAUGGGAAAUAUCAGGCCACCAAAAUAAGAUAAAACAACUCUUUACUGAGAACAAGAAAAUCUUGCUAUACUGUUGUUUAGGUUAAAUGGUUUGCAUAACUGCUCUGGAGCUGCCACAUUGGCCUACCAUUUAAAUAAUGUGUAAGCCAUGUACAUAAUGAAACAAGACACUGUCCUCCCAAGAAAAACAACAGUAUGAGUCUUUCAGAAAGUCCAGACAGAGGAGGUCAGGGUGGAGAGGUGGAACAGCAAAAUAUCUGACUGUCGACCAUGACCACAGUCAUUUCCUGACUCUAACCAAGUAGUUUUCCUGGCUAACCUUAACCAAAUCGUUGAGUCGUACUUUUCAAACAGUGACAUAUAACGGAUUCGUAGUAGUGUUGCCAGAAAGCGCUUCCUUGUUGUCGACUUGCUGAGGCAAAAAUGUCAGGUGGACAACUUGUACUUUUAAUGACUGUUUCUUCACCAACAAGGUUUGACUCAGCCAAGCAGCAGAAGCAGCAGCUGCUUGUGUCGGGUAACCUGGGUUAAUGGUCUUCAGACACACGUCAUCUGAAGUUUCAAAGUUUUCGUUACGUAUCAAUAGCAGCAACUUUUUUUUUUCUUCAAAUAAGCAGGAAAAGGUUGUCUCUUUUGUGACAGUAUGGUCCACAGUGGCCACACCCACCCAUCUGAUACUUGAAGUUAAAGUCACUGCUAAGAAUGAUUCACAAAUGCAUUUUAACCCAGGACAGAACACGAGCCCUGGAUAUUUAGGAUUAUGGUAAAAACACUGGUAAAUACAUUGUUGUGUAUUGAUUUUGUACCGAUUCACGAUCCAAACUGUCGUGACGGACUGUAUCAUUCUUAAUGUACAUUAAAAUGCUGUGCAUGCUACAGACCCUUUAUCUGUGCCAUGAUAGUUUUCACACUGUGCUCGCUGAUCUGUCCUAACGAGAAAACGCAGGUGCUCAGACUGAAGAUGUCAUUUAACUGA